AUGUUCCUCUGGCGGCGCGCCUUUCCCCACUCCUCCUCCUCAUCAUCAUCAACCCCUCUCCCUUCCUCCAAACCCAAGCCCACCCCAGCCCCCCCAGCCGCAGCCGCAGCCGCAUCACUCCCCCCCACCCCCACUGCCCAAAUCCCACCUCUACCCGACCCAUGGCGCAAACGCAUCCUCAUCAUGGGCCUGCGCAGAUCUGGGAAGACGACAGCCAGGGAAGUAGUGUUUCAUCGGUUGCCCCUCAAUAGGGCGUUUUUUGUCGAUACGACGCUGGACGUCGUCAAGGAGGAUGUUGAGUGCGUGCACCUUCCCCUCCCUGCCUACAACUUCUCACAUGUGCUUCUUUUUCUCCUCCUUGUGACUGUGCUUGUGCUCGCGCUUGCGCUGGCGUUUCACAGAUUCUGGAUCCCCCUCCAACUAUGGGAGAUCCCCGGCUCCCAAUCCCUCGACAUCCUCCCCCUGCACAGCUCCCACCUCUCCCACUUCUCCUCCUUAAUAUGGUUCAUCGACGCCGCAGACGACUAUACAGAGUCCCUGCGUUCCCUCCUCCGAGUGCUGGGGACCGUCUCCCUCCACAACCCGGGGUUACACGUAGAUGUCUUCGCGCAUAAGAGUGAUGCCUGGGACGAGUUCUACCGGCAGGACGCCUUUCGCCAGAUUCAGGAAAGAACGCUUACGGAACUGGAAGAUCACCCCUCUCCGGGCGUGCAGGAGAUGGCAGGGAGAGUGCAGUUUCAUCUCACGAGCGUGUAUGAUCAUAGUGUGUUUGAGGCGAUGAGUAGGGUCGUGCAGCGGCUUGUGCCGACGUUGGCGUUUUUGGAGCAGACGCUGAAUUACUGGAGUCAGACCCUAGACAUCCCCAAAUGUUUCCUAUUUGACGUCCCCUCCCGCCUCUACAUAACCACCGAUGCCUCUCCGGUCGAUGCGGCGUCACACGAUGUUUGUUGUCAGUAUAUUGAGAAUAUCGAGGCUUUUGCUGGGCUUUUUGCGUGCGUCUGUCUCCCUCCUCCCUCCCUCCCUCUCUCUCCCUCACAGUUCUACCCAUUCCCCAUUCCCUAUUCGCGCACGCCUAACCCACUCCCCAGAAACAUAUCCCGCCCCUCCCCCCCCAACCCCCAAGAAACCCCCACAUACCUCGCAAGCUGCAGCGCCAAAAUAGCGCAGGAGAACACCGUUGCUUAUUGGCAGAUCUCAAAACGACUCGCCAUAGUCGCCCUAGUCCAAACCCAGAUGUACGACACCCACCGGGGAGCGAUCGAGAUGAACGUAAAGUCUUUACGGGAAGCGCUGUUGAGACUCGAAGCGCAUGAGGAGAGGAAACGCCGGCCGCCGCCGCCUGCGCCUGCUGUGCCUCCGCCUGCUGUGCCUCCGACUGCUGUGUCUCCGCCUGCUCCUGCUCCUGCUGAGCUGGCGCCAGCGCCGGGGAUAGAGCCGGGGAUAGAUGGCACGCACCCUUCGCCCGCUAUGGGCAAACCAGGGACUGGAUCGAGCAAGAGCGAGAAUAGCAGUCUGAGGACUCCGAGCGUUCAUCUUCCAGAAAGGGGGAAGACGGAUGCCUGACCCUCACUUCUGCGAGCUGUGCUGCACUUCAUUCUGACUUCGACGCCGACGCCGACGCUGAUGCUCUCCUGUGUUGUUCCCUUGUGGUUCCUUGUGGUUCCGUUCCUGCUUGAUGGAUGCAUUUAUAACCGCAUGUUGAUCUCCUGGUUUUUCGUGAUAUCUUACUUUGACCUGCCCCUUCACCUUCACCGUUCCGUUCGAAUUUGGGACUAGAAAGUUUAAUCACCCCUUUCUUCUUUCCUUUCCUUUCCUUCCUCUCUUUAACACUUCCACACUUCACCCUUCCGCACUUCCGCACUUCCUCUUCCUCUUCCUCUUCCUCUUCCUUUUCCACCUUUUGCUGGCCAGAGCAGACCAUCUUUCCCUUCUACCCCGGGGGUGGGUCCUAGAGAACAGCACCCGAGACGAACCGCACACCUCACCGAGGCGACCGCAAGCUGCAGACUGCAAGCUGCAAACCAAACCAAC
This is a messenger RNA of Dacryopinax primogenitus, 2031 nucleotides long. RefSeq lists its product as uncharacterized. Gene Ontology annotation, biological process: cellular response to amino acid stimulus; positive regulation of TOR signaling; cellular response to starvation. Bases 1 to 1563 code for a protein of 520 amino acids. The transcript has 3 exons. The record is from RefSeq and is a predicted model, not a curated record. Gene Ontology annotation, molecular function: GTP binding; GTPase activity. Gene Ontology annotation, cellular component: lysosome; Gtr1-Gtr2 GTPase complex; nucleus. NCBI's taxonomy places the organism in Eukaryota, Fungi, Basidiomycota, Dacrymycetes, Dacrymycetales, Dacrymycetaceae.